Sorghum bicolor (sorghum) is the source of this 2863-nucleotide messenger RNA. Its product is annotated as RNA-binding protein 24. The record is from RefSeq and is a predicted model, not a curated record. NCBI's taxonomy places the organism in Eukaryota, Viridiplantae, Streptophyta, Magnoliopsida, Poales, Poaceae. Bases 499 to 1515 code for a protein of 338 amino acids. The transcript is spliced from 6 exons. Gene Ontology annotation, molecular function: RNA binding.
CUUUCUUUCCCCUUUGCCUGCAGCCAACUUUAGCUUUUCUCUUUCUCUCUCUCUCUGAUAUCUUUCUCUCUCUCUCCCUUCUCCCCUCUUCUUUCUCUCUUCCUAGUUCCUACCCCCUUCUUCUCUGCAAAUUAGAGAGAUCAGGCCAGGCCAGGCAGCUGUAGCUAGGCUAGCUAGUAGCUAGGGUUGGUGCUUGCAGGGGGAGAGAGAGAGAGAGGUAGCCUUUCCGGCCUCCCUUGCAUAUCAAGCCUUGAGAUCAGACCUCGCCUUUCUGGCUCCCAAACACAAGGUUAGUAGUAGUCCUCUCGGCUCGGUUGGUGGAUAGUGGAUACCGCAAGAAGAGGUAGACACAGGGAGCUAGGGGUGCAAGAAGAGAGAGGAUCAUCAGCCAGCUCUAGCCAGAAGAGGAACAAGGAAGAGAUCAGGGGCCUGGCAGUACGUAGCUGUUGGAUAUAUACAUAGCGAGUAAGGAGGGCCGGCCGAGAAUUCUGUACAGAUAUGUCUCAGGCGAUGUCCGGCGGUGGUGGUGGUGGCGGCGGCGGCGGUGCGGGGCAGUUCGGCGACACGACCUUCACCAAGGUGUUCGUGGGGGGACUUGCGUGGGAGACGCAUAAGGAGGGUAUGCGGGCCUACUUCCAGCAGUUCGGCGACAUCCUUGAGGCCGUCGUCAUCACCGACAAGAACACAGGCAGAUCCAAGGGAUACGGAUUUGUAACUUUCCGUGAGCCAGAGGCGGCGCUGAGAGCUUGCAUCGAUCCGUACCCGGUGAUUGAUGGAAGGAGGGCCAACUGCAAUCUUGCCUAUCUCGGCGUCAACAAGUCCAAGACAGCACUGCUGCCGUCGUAUCUGCAACCAUAUGCUCAUGUUUACGGAGGAGGGGGAGGCAGCAACAACAUGCGGGCAACAAUGAAGUCUUUUCAGACAGCUGGUGCUGGUGGUGCCAGCUUGAUGAGCUUCGUCCCGGCGGCCGAUCAUGGCAUCCAGCAAGGGAUUCCUACUUACAGUGUGUACGCCGGGUACUCUCCCUAUAUCUCGGACUACGGCUACCCGCUGAGCUACUAUCAGCCCUACGCUGGUCUGCAGCAGGGAGCCCAGCUACAGCAGUACGCCAUCUUGGGCGGCGGAGGAGCAACAGCGACGGCGCCGGCGGGGCUAACAAUGGCGCCGGAGGCGGCCAACCCCUCCGCACUGUACCCUUACUUCCAGUACGCUCCGGCGGCGGCCAUGGCCGCUGGUGGGUACGGCAUGGUGCAGUACCCCCAGUUGUACCAGUACGCUGCUGCGGCUGCGGUGGGUGGCACGACGGCGGCGACCACCCUGGCCGCCGUUGCCGGCGGCCUCCAGCAGUACGGCGGCGCGGUGGCGUUUACUCCUAAUUCCAUUGCCCAAGCAGGCAUGACAAUGUCUCUGACGUCUCCAACUCUGGCAGCACCGACAGCGCAGCAGUACUACAGCAGGCUGGUUCCUUCUCCCCUGGCUGCUGCAGCAACCGAUCAGAAGCCCAGCUUGGCCUAGACACCAUGGCUGCUAGACAAUGCAACUACCAGUCUCUCAACCAUCAACAACCAUGCAUGCACGCACCUAUCUUCUUUAAUUCCUUCGGUACGAGUCAGUAUAUCCAAACAGUCAACGCAUAUCAUGCAUCUCUUCUAGCUCUCUUAACACAGCAAGUCUUAAUUGGAUGGCUUAAUUCAUUUGAAACCGCAGGCAUGCAGUGUACGUGUGUGAUAGCUAGGUACUCACCAUGCAUGCAUGCACACACAUGCAUCUGCUCGCCUGCGCGUACGUACACUUGAUGAGAGACUUGACUAACUUGUUGACGGCGAUGCUCACUCUGGGUUGGGUGCUGCAUUCGCCUGACUUCUAACCAAUGCAAAAGGACCAUGGCAGGUCCGUCCAAUUUUCCAUGCAUCAGCAUCCUUUAUUACUUGUGCUAUAAAACCCUCUGAUGAAUCCAUAAUGUCUAUACUAGCUCAUCAGUGAUCAGUUUAGUAGUAGAAAGGAUAUCAUAUUACUUUAAUUUGUAGUCACCAUGCAUGCAUAUAAAGGUCACCAGUCAGCACCUGUUUUUGUUAAUUAGUCGCCAUGUAAGUUUCAUAUAUUAUAAUAUUAUUACUUUGUAGCUAUAGGCAGACCGAGCUUUGCUAACUGUUCCUUGCAUUCUUAUGGAAGAGUUCAAGGACGAACUGAACUGAUGAGUCGCUGCUGGUUUUUCAUGUGCAGCGUUACUCAACUAAUCCUGUCAUCAUCUCUUAAGAUGACAUUUUUUGUUCACCACGAGCCUUGUGUGGUUCCACAGAAGUUUGUGGAGACGCACACAAAGAAGGUUUUACUGAAUUAUUACCAGUCAAAAUUAAUUUGUGCUACUCAUCAUAUAUAUACAUCAUCGUCUUCAUGAACCAAUGCAACUAAUAACUAGCUAUCUAGGAGCUAGCUGUUGCUCAUCUUAAUCUCUGUUUUUUGACCUUCUUCCCUUCCUCUCUCCCAUAUCACGUCAUGCAUUGACGAUCAUCAUCACAUUGAUCUGUCCUCUUCACCGUACCAAGCAAGCCAGACAUGGAUAUUAGGCUAAGCCAAGCUUCUGAUCCUUCAUCAUCAUCAGAUGAACGAUUAUCACGUACUGGAACCCCCCUGUUAUGAUGACAGACAUAUAUAUAUAUAUAUAUAUAUAUAUAUACUAUCAUUAUUACUGUUCGUCAACGAUAUAUGUAUUAGACACUAUGACGUGUAUUUAGCUUCCUUCUGAGAGGCUAAUGUACAUUGUACCAUGCAUAUCUCUAUCAUAUCUCUUGAGAACUUGAGCAUAUUCACAUGAACUCGUCAGCUAUAUAUGUAUUAAUAUUAAUUGGGGAACUCGAUCUAA